Molecule: messenger RNA, 1284 nt
Organism: Cyclocybe aegerita
Lineage: Eukaryota; Fungi; Basidiomycota; Agaricomycetes; Agaricales; Hemipholiotaceae
Source: the annotation of a GenBank genome assembly
AUGGGUCUCGGUGUUCUAGAGGACAAAUACCUGGAGAAGGUUCCAGGAACUGCUUUACUUUCGGAAAUCGGAAUCGUAAGCGGGGAAGAGGUCGUGAUAGCAGAAGCCAUCACCUUGAAACACGGAACUGGAAGAUCCACGCGCGUGGUACUCGUCCCACAGCCAUCAGAUGAUCCUAACGACCCGUUGAAUUGGCCGAGAUGGAAGAAAGAGGCUUGCUUCUGGACUCUCGUAUUGUUGGCCACUCUCGAUGGUGCACUCGGUCCUAUGGUUGGCCCCGGUUACGUCCUUCUCGCAGAACAGUUCGGCGUCAGCGUCGAUGAGGUGGCUUCCUCUUUUGGCACCAUGUUGCUUGGACUGGGCUCCUUUAUGCUAUUCCAGAACGUAUUCGCCACCAAAUUUGGGCACCGUAUCGUUUUUCUGACGUCUGUAUUUCUGAUGUUUAUGUCAUGCAUCUGGUGUGCGCUUAGUCCGAACCUGGCAUCUAUCAACGCUUCCCGCCUGUUCCAAGGGUUCGGGAUGGCCUCUGUCCAAAGUCUGGUAGCGUCGACUAUCGAGCAUAUUUUUUUCGUACAUGAGCGGGGAAGCAGGGCCACCAUCUGGAGUUUCGCAAUUAUGGCUGGGAUCACCCUUGGACCUCUGUUGUACAGUUAUGUUGUCCAGAACCUAUCGUGGCAAAUGGGGUUCUGGCUGGUGACGAUUCCAUUCGGCAUAUCUUUUCUCCUGACGUUUUUCUUCGUACAUGAGACAUUGUACAUCAGGGAAGUAAAGGGCCAUACCCCAGUGAACAAAUCAGAGAAACCUGUCAUCGAAGAAGUGGAGUCGUCACGAGGGCCUCGGAUACCCGCAAGGAAGAGCUUUGUCUCUGGGCUCAAGCCGUACCAUGGCACCUUCACCAAGACUAAUGUCAUCAGGAUCUUCUUACGGCCCUUCCCUUUCUUGAUCUCGCCUGUGACAUGGUUUUUAAUCCUGGUUCUAGCCAUGCAGGCUGUAUGGUUAAGUCUCAUGCCUAUUUGUUCCGCAACGAUCUUUACAAUUGAAUACAACUUCAACGCUACGCAAAUUGGCUUAACCAACUUGAGCGGUUUUGUCGCCAUCGUGCUUGCAGUAUGCACUGGAGGGCCCUUGACGGACUGGGGAUCGGUAUGGAUGUCAAAACGCAACAAAGGAAUAUAUGAACCCGAAUUCCGUAUCAUCUUUUUCACGACGAUGCUGCUCGGAGUUUUUGGGUACGCAGGAUGGGCAGGUCAGGGCAACCCUAUCGACACUCUAGACUCCCUCUAA